AUGGCAAUUUUUACAGCUGAUGAAAUAGAAAAGGUUUUAAUUAAUAUUGGUAUUAAUAAAUUUGGUGCUGUUGUAUCUGAUGGUGCAUUUGCAAUAUCAUUAGCAAAGCAAUAUAUUUCUGAUAAAUAUCUUAAAAUAUUACCAGUUUGGUGUAUUGCAAAUGCAGAAGUAUUAGCAAAGGUUUUAGCUCUUGCUAAAAAUGCAGUUAAAAUAGCAGAAUCUAAAGUAACCACAACUGCAGAUAUUUUUUUAUUUUUAAUUCAAAUAGCAAUAGCUAUUAAUGCACUUAAAAAUAAUGAUUUAACAGAAUGUAUUGAAUUUCAUAAGCAAUGUAUUCAGUUUUAUAACAAGCACUGGAAAGAAUUCAAUAUAAAAUUUUAUCUUUUAGCUUACUUUUUCCAUCCUAAAUAUUGUGGAAAGAGUAUAAAAAGUUUAGUAUUUCAAGAUAUUUUGUAUACAGCUCUUGAAAUUUGGAAAAAACUUGGAAAUGGAUUAGCAAGUGCUAAUAUACUUGUAGCACAAAUAAAAAUGUAUGAUGCAUUUGAGCUACCUUAUAAUUAUACUUUUAUAGAAAGUAUUGAAUCAUCACAAACUUGGGAUUUAGAAAUUGAAAAAAUGUUUAAUUUCAAUACUUUUUUAGAAGAAAAAACAAAUGAAACAACCAAUAGUAAUGUAGAAUUAGAGGAAGAUGAAUUGGAUUAUGAUAUCGAUGAAGUUAUUAAUAUAUCUACAAGUAAAGUAUAA
Messenger RNA from Cetraspora pellucida, 744 nucleotides. NCBI's taxonomy places the organism in Eukaryota, Fungi, Glomeromycota, Glomeromycetes, Diversisporales, Gigasporaceae. The record is from the annotation of a GenBank genome assembly.